Molecule: messenger RNA, 2030 nt
Organism: Anoplophora glabripennis (Asian longhorned beetle)
Lineage: Eukaryota; Metazoa; Arthropoda; Insecta; Coleoptera; Cerambycidae
Gene: Bulli
Exons: 8
Coding region: 111-1976 (621 amino acids)
Biological process (GO): regulation of autophagy
Cellular component (GO): late endosome membrane; Mon1-Ccz1 complex; lysosomal membrane
Molecular function (GO): protein binding
Source: RefSeq, a predicted model, not a curated record
UUUAUUUGUCAACAAAUGUUAAAUCAUUUUUAAAUGUUGAACAAAGCUGUUGUUUAUAGUAAUAUAUUUUAAAAUCUAAUAAUAAAUAUUAAUACUUAAAAGUCUUCACAAUGAAUGAAACAUUGACAGACCAUUAUUUAGAAUUAACUACCAAACCGGUUCGUUUUGAAGCUGUUAAUCAGCUAACAAAUGUCUUUUUUGAUGAUUCCAACAAUGAUGUAUUUGCUGUACGCUCUGGAGGAGUUAUGGGAGUGGUGGUAAAAAGUCCUCGCGAUGAUAAUUCACUAAAUUUUCGAAUGGAAGACCACGGACCAGUUUUAUCUAUAAAAUUUUCAUUAGACCAUAAAAUUCUUGCUGUUCAGAGAACUAAUAACUCUGUAGAAUUUAUGAACUUUAAUGACAAUAUAAUUGAUUCAGAGUAUUCUCAAAGCUGUAAAAAAAAUUCAAAUGUGCUUGGUUUUGUUUGGUCUUGUAUAAAUGAAGUAGCUCUUAUAACUGAUCAUGGAGUAGAGUUAUAUGUGGUCAUUCCUGAAAAGAAAUCUUUAAAACAUUUGAAAACUUUAUCUGCAACAGUGCAGUGGUUUGUUUGGUGUUCAUUAAAUAAAUUAGCUCUCCUAGCUUCAGCACAUGGUUCACAAUUGCAACCCGUUUUAUUUAAACAGGGAACAGUUUGUAAAUUACCAAAAGUAGAAACUGAACCUGGUCGUAUGGCACUUGAAAGAGAUGUGACAUUAGCAACGCUUUAUGGUAUACCUGCUGUUUUAAUACUUCGUCAUCAAAGUGGUCCUCAAACAGCAGAAGUCCAUGUUCAUACUUUAAAUGGACCUGGACAAGCACCUAUCAAAACUCAUGUUUUAAAGUUAGGUUUAUCAGGGCGAUUUGCUAUUAACGUUGUUGAUGACCUUAUUCUAGUUCACCACCAAGCAUCUAGAAGUUCUCAAGUAUUUGAUAUAGCACUGCCUGGAGAAAGUGAUGGUAAUAUUACAUAUCAUUCAUCCGUUGCUCCGGCUAAAUCUUUCCGCCCCACUAGUUUAGCACUUCCAGGACUUGUAGAACAUCAGACUCAUAUAUGUGAGCUCUAUUCUCCGAACUGGGUAGUAUUUCAACCUAACAUCGUAAUUGAUGCCAAAUUGGGGUGUCUCUGGCAUAUUAAAUUAUGCUUACCUGAAUUGUGCAAUCAGAUUUCAGAAUUAAAUACUUGCACACAAGUGACUUUAAAACGAACAAAUGGCAAAACAGUUUUAUUAAAGGUUCUACUGGAUAAUAUAAAACAAGAGAGACCGCCACUAGAUAAGUUGCAAGAGUCGUUUAAUCACAUCAAUUGUGUGUACCGCGAUUGGCUUGAAAUUGAAUUACAAAAUCUUUCUGCCUCUCCAGCCAAUGUUCCAUUAUCAACAAAAUGUGUGACACCGCCCCGAGUGCUUAUAGACCAGGACGAUAUGUAUAAUGAAAUAUUUCAAAAAUUGGACUGUGAAAAAGACCUCCGGAAGAUAGAAUGUUUGUUGAUCGCCUACAUGACGUCCCUUUCCGAAUACAGUAUACCUCCUCAACAUAAUCUUAAUGAACUUUUAAUUACAAAUUUGGCUCAACAAAAGAAAUUUACUGCAUUGCAACAACUCUUACAGUAUGGUGUAAUAUCAAAUACCAAACCGCUGGCUUGCUUACUUCUGUCAUUGGGGAAUAUGCAUCCGUCUGCUUUACAGAUGGCUCUCGAUAUGUUGGCUAGAAUCGGAGCUAAAGAAGAAAUCCAAGAAAUUCUUUUGAGUGAAGAUCAAAUUGUUUCGGCUUUAAAGAUAGCAGAAGAUAGUGCGAAUCCUCGGAAAUUUCUUUCAGCUGCCAGUAAAUCCGGGAAUCACACUUUAUUACACAGCAUAUUAGCUCAUUUCAGGAAUAAUCCUCACUUUGCUGCCGUCAUUAAAAAAGACGAACGCUUUAUGAGUUUUGUACAACAAUAUAAUUCAAUUUUUUAUGAAUGAAGAAAUGAUAUUGUUACUAGUAUAAAAAUAUGUGAUUAAUUGUACUGAUUAUAA